AUGGGCCCCCGAAAAAAAGUCUCCUUGUCGGAUCCGCUUGUCUCCCACGGACGACAUUUUGGCCGAACGGUGUUUGCGCUAUGCAACUACCCUUCCCUACUCACCAAUGGCAUCUUAAGACUAGAACAGAUGGAAAAUGCAGCACUAGAGGACUUUUCCGCUGAAGAGCGGCGAGAACAUCGUGUCUUCGAACAGCUCUUGGAUUCUUAUCCCGGCCUUUUGGAACGAUUGACAAACGGGUCUGAGGAGGAAAUCCUUCAUAUUGGAGAGCUAAUAGGUAAGGGAGCCGCAGGCGCAAGAGGCGACGACACGAAAACGUUGAAGUCUGCAAUAUUAGAUUGGAUUGCUCCGAAAGGAGAGGCGAUUCAACCUCCUCUGCACAGAAAUUCGAAGAUCGAUCGCGGGUUCAAUCACGAACUUACAGGCUCCCUGCUCUGUCCUGCUGGAUUAGACUGGAACGAUCCACAGACCAAAGAAAACCUCCGAAGCGGUGAACUGUUGGUCUGCGGAGAUCAAUGGCCCGUUUUUUUGUAUGCACAUCAUAUCUACGAUGCCGAAGAUCCGUGGUGCGGUCUCCUUCGGAGUCGCUUGCUUAUAUGCGCUUACAAACACAUCUUCACGUCUCCGAGUUCGGUUGAUAGGGAACCGAAAGCUACGCGAUCCGGAAACGCUCGUCUUCAUGGCAUGAACUCUGCCACCAUCGCAUCCAUUGCUUACGUUGCAACCCAGGUCCGAUUCGCUCUAACCUCAUCUUCAGUGUUCUCAAGGACCGACACGACCACAGACUCGGAAACAUUUUAUCAUAGCCUCCUCGACCUCUUAGAAGACCCCGACGAGUCAAAAGAAGUUGACGAACUUUUGAUAUGGUGGAAUUGUCAAGUCUUUCCCACUUCUUCCGCUGCCAAGCGUAACAUCACCGCCAACAGCGCGUUAUCGAAGAUCCGACAAAAAUGUCUAGCAUUGAAACAAACUUCAAAUCUGAACGUGGUUUCUACAUAG
Molecule: messenger RNA, 999 nt
Organism: Suillus fuscotomentosus
Lineage: Eukaryota; Fungi; Basidiomycota; Agaricomycetes; Boletales; Suillaceae
Exons: 8
Coding region: 1-999 (332 amino acids)
Source: RefSeq, a predicted model, not a curated record